AUGAAACAAGUAGGACUUGGACGUCUAACUCAACUGAUCUCUCUUUUCAAAUUUCCAUUCAUCUGCACACAUCGACAUCAAGCCUCGUUCGCAUGGACUUAUACUCUCAACUCGAAUUACCAGGCUGUCUUUUGCGAGAAGCUGCAGCGACUCAAACAAACGGCUAACAUGGAGACGUAUAACGGUAAAUACUCCGCGCUGACCUUCAGAGUCGAAGGAAUGAGCGUCGACCUGGCGCCGGUCUACGCGAAUGGCCUCAAAACACGCACGCGCAGUUACACCAAGCUUGAGAAGCUGACCCUAAGUGACGCAAAUAAUCUGGCUGUCAAGGACGAGGUGACUCACUUUGUGGAGGAUAUUCGCGAUCACCAUUUUCACAAAGAGAAUAAGCGACGCUCAGGCAACCGAAGCCAAGAAGUCGAGUAA
Phytophthora nicotianae INRA-310 is the source of this 426-nucleotide messenger RNA. RefSeq lists its product as hypothetical. The coding region runs from base 1 to 426 and encodes 141 amino acids. The transcript has a single exon. The record is from RefSeq and is a predicted model, not a curated record. Lineage: Eukaryota; Oomycota; Peronosporomycetes; Peronosporales; Peronosporaceae.